Neurospora tetrasperma FGSC 2508 is the source of this 2214-nucleotide messenger RNA. RefSeq lists its product as uncharacterized. The transcript is spliced from 2 exons. The record is from RefSeq and is a predicted model, not a curated record. NCBI's taxonomy places the organism in Eukaryota, Fungi, Ascomycota, Sordariomycetes, Sordariales, Sordariaceae. Bases 1 to 2058 code for a protein of 685 amino acids.
AUGGCAAGGUUCGGGGCCUUCUCGCGCCUCUUGGGCUUGGACCGUCCACCCCAUCGACACGACCAUUGGUGGCACGAACAUCGCCGACAACUCCUUCCCAGCUACCGUGACGACUUCUACGUCUCCGCCAUCCCCGCCGAAACCGUGACCGAAAUCGCUCUCCGCAUCCGUCACCUCAUCGAGAAAUGCGUCCCCAUCGAGCUCCCCGUUGAGAAAAUCAUCUCUCCGACUAGUAAGAUCAUCACGAAGAAGGUGCUCAAGGCAGCCAAGGAAGCCGGCGGUAAAGAGCACCGAUCAUGCGUCGUCUACUGUCUGCUCGUCAACAAGCGCUGGUGGAAACACCAAGCCCAAGUCGAACUCUGGGAUGCCGACCUACACGCCCUCCGCGCCGUAGCUUGCGAGGUUAUCGCCAAACAAAUCAUCGAGACGGAGGAGGACACCAACUUCUUGCUUCACGAGGUCCUGUUGAAGCGCUACUCCAUCAUGAUCGAUAACAAACCUACCAAGCCGUCCAACGUGAUCGAAAAGGCUGUCGACUUGCAUGCCCUCAGGGUGAUCGGCUCUUCGGGCUACCAAAAGUGUAUCAACUACCUCUGGCGCGGCUGGUUGGUCCAAGAUGAGAACGACCCGUCAACCUUUGUCGAAUACCGCGACAAGGACAACACCUCCUUCUGGUCGCACUUGGACCCGGAUCGCAUGCGCGCACCCAUGUACCAAAACUGGACGCAGAUGCUCAUCAGCUUCGUCUACCUCGUCCUCUACACUCUUGCCAUGAAUAGCGUCAAUCCCGGCGGCCACCUUGAUGUCGUUGAGGGCCUUUUAUACGCCUUCACACUCGGUUUCAUGUGCGACGAGUUCGCCAAGGUUUGGAAAGCCGGGCCCGCCAUCAUCGGCUUUUGGUCCGCCUUCAACAGCAUUCUCUACGGUCUUUUAACCACGUCUCUAGUCUUCCGCGUCAUCGCCUUCUCCCACGACAGCUCCGACGUCGACUGGCGGCAACACUACAACAUCCUAUCCUACAACUUCCUCGCUGUUUCCGCCCCCAUGUUCUGGCUGCGCAUUUUGCUAUAUCUCGACUCCUUCCGCUUCUUCGGCGCCAUGCUGGUCGUCCUCAAAGUCAUGAUGAAGGAAUCCAUCAUCUUCUUCGCUUUACUUCUGGUCAUUAUCGUCGGUUUCCUCCAAGCCUUUCUCGGUCUCGACCAAGCCGACGACCAAGUCGUCGAAGAUACCAUGUUCAUUGUGCAAUCCAUGGCCAACGCCUUGAUGCAGUCGCCCGAUUUCAGCGGCUUCGAGAAAUUCAACCACCCCUUUGGUCUACUUUUGUACUACUGCUUCACUUUUGUAGUUAUGGUCAUCCUGCUCAACAUCUUGAUUGCCCUCUACAACUCGGCCUACGAAGACAUCUACGACAACGCCAACGACGAGUACCUCGGCAUGUUUGCGCAAAAGACGAUGCAAUUCGUGAGAGCACCAGACGAGAAUGUGUUCAUCCCGCCGUUUAACCUCAUCGAGAUCUUUUUGUUGGCUCUGCCGCUGGAGUGGUGGAUGAACAAGACUACUUAUGAAAAGAUCAACGAUUGGUGCAUGGCUACUAUCUACUCCCCCCUCUUGCUGGUCAGCGCCUUCAUCGAAGUCAAGACUGCGCAAGAGAUUAGGGCCAACCGAGCCCGUGGAGACGGGGAUGAUGAUUCGGUUGAAGAGUGGGAGCAGAGGAUGGGAGACCUUGAUUUUGAGGCGGAUGGGUGGGCGAGGAGGGUCGAGAAUGCGAAGAGUAGAUUGGUCAAGAUGCAAGAAGAAGAGAUGGAUGAGGAGGAGGAGAAUGAAGACAUGGAGAUUGGGAAGUUGAGGGACGAGGUGAAGGAGCUCAAGGGGUUGUUGGGUGAGUUGAUGGGAAUGAUGCAGAAGGAGAGAGAGGGGAAGGGGAAGGAGGCUGUGAAGAACGAGAAUCCAGAGGUUGAGAGUCAGGGGGUUGACAGUCAGGCCACUCAGAUUGCUGGAGAUGGUGAUGGUGGUCAAAGCAGCAGCAGUAGUAGCAGUAGCAGUAGUGAUGGGAAGUGAGGCUCCAUGUUCCAUUUCUGCUGGUACGGAGAAGAUGGAUACCUACAAUUCCAUGUUAUCAAAAAAGAGAAGUGUUAGGCUAUGGUGCUGCCUAGGUAUUUGGGAAGAAAGAAUACUGAAUAGCUACGAGUUUUUAUUCUCCACGAUACAAUUUAU